AAAAAAAAUGAUUUUCUCUCUAUUUUGAUAGAGAUAAUAAUUGUUUGUCAUUCGUUAAGUCUUGCACGCUGCCUGUUUAUACACUCGUCUAAUGAAAAAAAUGAUUUAUUAGUUAAAAUCAUGGAAUUAAAUUGAACAAUAAUGAAAUCUGAUGGGUACACAUACAUAAGAAAUUUCCUUAAGGCAUUAAGAUAGAAAGGACAAGGAGGAAGAGCAAGAUUAGAGGGAUUCUUGCUAUGCUAAUUGCCAGUUACUUAAUUUUCCAAAGUCCCUACUGGCAUGCGGCGGAAUAUAAAGAGGACAAACCAGCAAAGCUUAGAAAUUACAGGAAACACAACAAACGGUUACUUGGAAGUUGUAACUAUGGGCUGGAUAAAACAUCAAACACCACACCAGCAUUGCUUUCACCGAUAUUCUCACUUCGUAACCAUCGAAUCCUUAAAAUUUUUAAGUAUGUUUCUGCAUUUUCUCAGAUGCUUCCUUAGAUUCUCCAAAAGCUUUUAUCUUCUUUCAGUUCCUGAACUUCUUCAGGAAAGGCGCUGUACACAGAGUUGACAUAGCUCACAACAACAAUGGGUACAAUGGAGAGUAACUCAUUGAGAUAUGGCAGAGGCUCUCAGCCUUUUUCUGCUAAUUCCUUUAAGACAAGGCGAAGCGGAUAUGAACCUUCUGAUACAGAAACCGAUUGGCAAGAAAGUCCUCAAUGUGAUCAGAAUCAAAACAGUGUGGUUUUUGUUCCUCAGAGUACAAAGCUAAAUUUGGAUUUGCCAAGAAACAUUAGUCCUAUAAAACAUGGCAGUAGCAGGAAACUUUCUUCAAAAUUUGAUGAUUGUUCUCCUACAAGGGAUCCUACGGCCAGUCCAGUGCGGAGGAGACACACCAGCAAGUCACCCUACAAGACACGAACAGGAGAUGGUCGAACUACUUCACCAGUAUCAGUUCGUAGAAAUGUUAGUCCCUUCUCAAAAUCUGAGCAUAGAAGACAGGUUUCUCCGUUUAAGCCUGGAAGAGAGGAGCCUGAUAUGUAUAAGAAUGACGAGAUUGUAGGCUCUAGCAGAAGGAAAAAUCAAAGAACUCCUAACAGAGAGGAAAGAGGUUCCUUCUCACAAUUUGGUGAAGUUAGUAGAAUGAGUGAGAGAGCCCAUGUUCGUAGAUCGGCAACUGCACCAAAACUAAGGGCCAAGGAGAACAAGGACCAAGAAAAUGAUCAUGGUCAUAGAGAGCAGAAAGGGGAGAGAUCUUCAUCACCUUUGCCGAGAAGCAUGACUAAUAAACAAAGGGAGAAAGAAGCUUCUCACACAAAAACACCUUCUGUUGGUGAACUGAAUGAGAUGGUAGCUAAUAUCAAGAUGUCUAGAGCUCCCACUCCCAUGUUUAACGCUCCAAUUUUCGAAAGCACAGAGUCUAUUUCGCCAGGCGACAUCUUCUUUUCUCGAGAGCAUGCAGCGUUGAUGAUGCAGAAGAAUAGCUUGCCAAAGAAUGGUAAUGAUGGAGUCAAUCUGAUCCCAAGGCCCACAAGGUUUCCUCAAAUGGAUUCUGAACUUCAACAGCUAAGCACAAACAAUGCUAGUGUUGAGCACAGCGCUCCGAGCAAGUUGACUAGUGCUGGUUCACAAUCCACUAUGAUUUCCAGCUUUGCUGCAAGUAGGCAGAGUAGUGACAAGUUUAGCAGUGAAAGCAGUAAGAUAAGUGAUUCGAGUAGGACAAGUUCGAGCUGGAGAAAGUUUACAGCGAAUCGGAAGAAGAGCCAAGCAGAUGCUUGGUUUUCUUGUAUGAGAAGGGGGCCUUGCAGGACCUCAAGGUCACCUGGAAAACAGCAUUUUGAUGAAGCUUCAUUCAUCGGGAAGGCAUUCGUGGUUGAAAGAUUAAGACAGUUUUGGGCUGAUAAACAUCAACCUUGUUCUCUGAAUGGAUUUACUUGCCACAAACAAGAAGCUCAACUUCUUAAGCAACUGGUAUCUCUGGACAACAUUCCCCAUAUUUUGCUGAAGGGACCAUCUGGUGCUGGGAAAAGAUCACUAGCAAUGGCACUCCUAUGCGAAAUAUUUGGCGAUACUUGUCGAAAUAUAUCACAUGAUCUAAGAUAUUUCCAGGUUCAGGAAAAUAGGGCAAUGCAAGUAGCUGUUCCAGUGACAUCCAGUGUUCACCAUGUGGAACUCAAUGUGAACUUAGAACCAAAUGCUAAAUAUGCACUGAUGGGUAUAGUGAAGGAAAUAAGCAACGCCUAUGCUAUUGUCCCUGAAGUCAGCAAUGUUAAAUUUAGGCCUGAUUAUAGAGUACUAGUUCUUUACCAGGUUGACAAAGCUACAGAGAACGUUCAGCACUUGAUAAAAUGGAUAAUGGACUGUUAUACAGAUGCUUGUAAACUCAUACUAUGCUGUGAAGAUGAUGCAGACAUCACGGAACCAGUGAAGAACCGCUGCAAAGUCAUUAAAAUUGAUGCUCCAGUAACUCAUGAAAUCAUGGAGGUUCUCAUUCAGAUAGCCAGGAAAGAGGACUUUGAUCUACCUAUGAACUUUGCAGCUAGGAUUGCUGCCAAAUCAAAGCAGAACCUGAGGAAAGCAAUCAUGGCUCUUGAAGCAUGCAAAGCACACAAUUAUCCUUUUGCUGAUGAUCAACCAAUUCCAUUUGGAUGGGAAGAGGUCUUGGUAGAAGUUGCAAAAGAGAUCCUUACUGAUCCAUCACCUAACAGAUUGUUUUCAGUACGGGGAAAGCUUCAAAAGCUUCUUCUGGAUUUUGUGCACCCCAAACUAAUUCUCCUGGUAAUGCAUUUGAUACUCAAUCUGGAAGUAUUUAUCUUGUCAUUAGCAAAAAAUUACAUUUCUGAUAGAGUUAUCAAUCCAACAAGCAGAAACUCGUCGAACAAUUCCUCAAGGGAGUGGAUUCCAGUUCGAGAAGGGAACUUUUUUAUUGGCAUGGUUAUUAUGAUAAGAGGCUCCCAACAGGACCAAGUGCUUUGCUCAAAUUAGAAGAAUUUGUGGCCAAGUUCAUGAGCAUACACCGAAAGAGUUCUGGCAAAUCAUCGGCAUGAUUAAUUCACAUUAAGCUGAUUUUGAUAUGUCCUUUCUCAAUGCAUAUAAAGCCAUGUUUAGGUAAUACGGGUAUAGAUGCUGCCCAAAAUUGCAAUCAUAUCAAUUCAUUUUGCUUUCUGAAAAGAUGAAAGGAGAUAAUCAACAGAGAGCGAACUUGUUUGUAAUGUUGUCUUCAAUUGGAUAAGAUUUCUUGUAAAGUUAAUAAACGGAAGAUUCAGCAGACUUCCCUUCCAUCACCAAACAUCCGGGUAAGGUGAUUUAGCAAUGCCUGCUGGCAAGCAUCUGGUGCUUUUGUUGACGUUGUGUUGAUAAGAAUUUUCAUAAUUUCUAUUUGUUGACUUAGAAUUAUCACAAGGCUUGGCUGCGCCAUACUACAAUGCAUCAAACAUUUACUGCACUUUGGAAUUACUUGGUACAAGAGAACGCACAUUUGGGAGUUUUGGGUUCCAUCACUGUCG
Messenger RNA from Manihot esculenta (cassava), 3490 nucleotides. RefSeq lists its product as uncharacterized. Gene Ontology annotation, biological process: DNA repair; DNA-templated DNA replication. NCBI's taxonomy places the organism in Eukaryota, Viridiplantae, Streptophyta, Magnoliopsida, Malpighiales, Euphorbiaceae. The record is from RefSeq and is a predicted model, not a curated record. Bases 573 to 2969 code for a protein of 798 amino acids. Gene Ontology annotation, molecular function: DNA clamp loader activity; DNA binding. Gene Ontology annotation, cellular component: nucleus; DNA replication factor C complex. The transcript is spliced from 10 exons.